AUGAACAGGCAUUCGGCCUUUUCCAAUGGAUAUACCGCUGCCCCCAAGCGGGAGAGCGGUACCUUUUCCAUCUCCCCCCAUAGAUUCCAACCUCGCUCGCAGCCUGCUCUUCGCCGCCGGCGGGCCCUGCUGCAGCGUCUCGUCGUCGUAGGCCUGCUCUCGAUCGGCCUGCUGCUCUUCCUCUUCCCUUCAUGGCGCCCGUCACUGCUCGGAGCAGCCUCGCUCGGCCUCUUCGCAGCCUCAGACGACUUCCAGCUCGAGACCGUCCGCUACUACGACCUGUCGAACGUCGAGGGGACGCCCAGGGGGUGGGAGCGCGAGGAGCGAGUGCUGCUGUGCACCCCCCUUCGAGACGCGGCGCCUCACCUGCCCAUGUUCUUCUCGCAUCUGCGCAACUUCACCUACCCUCACCACCUCAUCGACCUGGCCUUCCUGGUCUCGGACUCGAAGGACGACACCUCGGGCCUGCUGACGAAGCUGCUGGAGGAGCUGCAGAACGACCCGGACCCGCGGCAGCCGUACGGCGAGAUCUCGGUCAUCGAGAAGGACUUUGGACAGAAGGUCAACCAGGACGUCGAGAGCAGACACGGCUUUGCGGCCCAGGCCUCGAGACGGAAGCUCAUGGCCCAGGCGAGGAACUGGUUGCUGAGUGCUACGCUGCGGCCGACGCAUAGCUGGGUCUACUGGCGAGACGCUGACGUUGAAACCGCCCCGUUUACCAUCCUCGAGGACCUCAUGCGGCAUAACAAGGACGUCAUCGUCCCUAAUGUCUGGAGACCGCUGCCAGACUGGCUGGGUGGAGAGCAGCCGUACGAUCUGAACUCGUGGCAGGAGUCCGAGACCGCCCUGGCUCUAGCUGAUACACUGGAUGAAGACGCCGUCAUUGUCGAGGGUUACGCCGAGUACGCUACCUGGAGACCUCAUCUGGCUUACCUGCGAGACCCCUUUGGCGACCCGGACAUGGAGAUGGAGAUCGACGGAGUCGGCGGUGUCAGUAUCCUGGCCAAGGCAAAGGUCUUCCGAGCAGGAGUCCAUUUCCCUGCCUUUUCCUUUGAGAAGCACGCCGAAACAGAGGCUUUUGGAAAGAUGUCGAAACGCAUGAAAUUCUCCGUCGUUGGCCUGCCGCACUACACGAUCUGGCAUCUGUACGAGCCCAGCGUCGACGACCUGCGCCACAUGAAGGAGAUGGAGCGAGAACGCAAGCAGCGAGAGGCAGAAGAGAAGGAGAAGAAGGAGAAGGCGAAGAAGAUCAAGGAGCAGUUCAAGGACUCCAGCGUCGAGUCUGAGAAGGACAGCGCCGCCGUACACGACAUCAUGCAGAAGGACAAGACUCAGCAGCAGCUGAAGGAAAAGGAGAAGAAGCAGCAGCAGGACAAAGACAAGGCCUCGAAGCAGUCCAUCGGCAAGACAGACAGCUCAGACAAGACGGACAAAACCGACAAAACUGACAAGACGGACAAGACGGACGGCAAGAAAGAAGUCAAGAAGGAUGUGAAAGAGGUCAAGGACGAGGCCAAAGAAUUAGCUGCUAAACCGGACGGCAAGGCCCAGGUUCAACGGACCAACGACCAGAAGACAUCAGACAAGCAGAAGCCCAGAGACAAGGCCAGAGAGGCGUCGAGAGGCGAGAAGAAGGCUGAAUGA
Messenger RNA from Trichophyton rubrum CBS 118892, 1644 nucleotides. RefSeq lists its product as uncharacterized. Bases 1 to 1644 code for a protein of 547 amino acids. The record is from RefSeq and is a predicted model, not a curated record. Gene Ontology annotation, biological process: cell wall mannoprotein biosynthetic process; protein N-linked glycosylation. Gene Ontology annotation, molecular function: alpha-1,6-mannosyltransferase activity. Lineage: Eukaryota; Fungi; Ascomycota; Eurotiomycetes; Onygenales; Arthrodermataceae. Gene Ontology annotation, cellular component: mannan polymerase complex. The transcript has 4 exons.